AUGGCAACGACUGUCUUCGCUCUCAUUAUCAUCAAUAAGGCAGGUGGCCUGAUCUACAACCGGUCCUUUCACGAAGGUGGCCUGAAUACGCUCAGCACCAACGACUACCUGGUUUUAGCAGGCACCUUUCACGGCGUCCACGCCAUCACAGCACGCCUCAACCCGCUCAAAGCGGUUAACAACCGCACCUCCACCUCAUCCGGCGGCGGCGCCCCCUUCACGCGGCCGGACCCGCCGUCGGGCUUGGAAGUGCUGGAGACGGAGAACUUCCGGAUGCAGUGCUUCACGACGAUGACGGGGAUCAAGUUCCUGCUCUUCACAGACACGACGCAAGUCAACGUCGAUAGGACGAUCCAGCGGGUGUAUGAGAUGUACACCGACUACGUCCUGAAGAACCCCUUCUAUCAGCUCGAGAUGCCCGUGCGUUGCGACAUGUUCGACCGCAAGCUGGGGUCGCAUAUCCGGGAGAUCAAUAAUAGGUAG
This is a messenger RNA of Chaetomium globosum CBS 148.51, 483 nucleotides long. RefSeq lists its product as uncharacterized. The transcript is spliced from 3 exons. Gene Ontology annotation, biological process: endoplasmic reticulum to Golgi vesicle-mediated transport. NCBI's taxonomy places the organism in Eukaryota, Fungi, Ascomycota, Sordariomycetes, Sordariales, Chaetomiaceae. The coding region runs from base 1 to 483 and encodes 160 amino acids. Gene Ontology annotation, cellular component: TRAPP complex. The record is from RefSeq and is a predicted model, not a curated record.